AUAGGUAAUUCAUGCACAGUAGUACGGAUACGGAGUACUAGACGGCCUGCCGCCUGACAUCACCAGUGGAUGUCCUCUAGUUAUUGUCACCCAGGCAACCGGCACGUGCCCAAAACAACAGGCAUCUUCUGCGUCCCCAGUCUGCUCUACAUUGCGUUGCUGCUGCAGAGUAAACAAUGCUCUGAUUUUGCUGAUUCGUUCACCGCUCAUCAUAGGUCCCGUAUGUGAAAAUCGACAGGAGUCCCUUCCCAAUUCUUCAACAUUGCAUUCCUAUCCGAGACGGCAACCGAAACCAGAUUUCUACACCACGAUGGAUGCGCAGUCACCGCCAAAGAGGAUGACACGCGCGCGGGCUUCGGCGAAGACAUCCGAGCCAGCCGCAAAGUCUAGCCGCGCCGCCACUGCUGCAACCAGAGCUAAGGCUGUCCGCAGCACAGCCGCAACCACCCGCACAUCAACAGCAACUAAGAGGAAGAGUCCCUGUGACGAAGAGGAGCAGGAUCACGAACUGGCGCCGGCAAGGAAAAUGCCUGCAACUGGCACAAAGGUCACGCGUGGUCGCGGUCGGCCAAAGAAAGAGAUUGUAGAAGAGCCGGCUCCCGCGCCCGAGCCAGAGCCUGCCCCGGCAGCAGCCAAUCGAACUCGAGGACGGCCUAAGAAGAGGACGGCGGAACCCGUUGUAGAUGAGCCUGUCAAGGCCAGCAGAACGGCGCGCACUAAGAAAACAGUCUCUGAAGAGACCGAAGCCGUCGUUGAGCCUGCCACAAAGAAGACCCGCGGCCGCCCAGCGCUGUCAACAAGCACGACAACAUCCGCCUCCAGAUCUCUGGCCAAGCCUGCCGUGAAGAAGACGGUCAAGUUUGAGGAGCCCGAAAAGGAGAAUGUUGCGCCUGCUACCAAGCCAGGAAACAAGGCAUCGGCCAAAACGUCAGCAGCCACACCCGCCACUGGUCUGCGCGGAAAGCCGGUUCGCAAGGCUGCCUCUGCUGCCUCUACGCGGACCGCUCGCAGCACCAGAGCGGCUGCAAGUACGGCCGCGCCAAGCGAGAAGGAGGAGAAGCCAAUGCCACUAAGUCCUAAGAAGAUCAACCAGCUGACCAUGAAUGCCCGCGUCGAGUCUGACGACGAGCUUGGUAUGGAGGAAAAGGCGCCGGUCAGGCGGCUGAAGAAGGCUCCCAUCAAGCAUGCCGUGGGUGACGCGAAGUCAUCGAAGGCGCCCUCCGCUGUUGCAGAUAAGGAGAACGAGGAGAGCGCGGCUACAGUUGGCAGACCUGAGAUGGCAGUCAACGUGAUGCUGGCCACUCCUGCCAAGCGCCUGCCAGCGUCGCCCUGGAAGGGUAGCAUUAAGUCGCCCGCGAAACGCGUGGACGGUUUACUCUUUGCAUCCAUUGCUGAGACUGAAGCCCAGAGCUCCGAGGUGUCCACCAAGAAAGGGCUUCUGGCCUCGCCUGCGAAGAGACAGCCGCUAAACCUGAAUCCUUCUGCAGCGGACAGCAUCACGGGGACAGGGUUUUCUCCGGUCAAAUUGUCAUUCUUGUCAUCUCCGGCGAAGCGGCCAAUCUCCCCAAUCAAGCCCUUACCUCGAACUGUCGAAGAGGAAGCGCCUCAACAGCAGACACCGGCACCGAAGCCUACUCUGCUCGCCAGCCCAUUGUCGCGCGAGGAGUCCUGUGGCGCCGUACAGGCGAAGGAGCCGGUGGACAUGGGCGGAGCGGACGCACACAAUGAUGGGGGUGCCAUUCCAGAUUCGCCGCGCCUCAGUUUUCCCGGUCGGCUCUCGGAUGUCCUCCCUCGGCACGCGGAUCCAACGUUGACUCCUACAACGAUGGCCGGAGCAGAUGAGACGAAUGAAGCUCAAGAUGCGCUGGCCGACUUGAAUGACGAGCACGAUGACCGUGAGAUUCUGGAAGAAGUCAUCGUACUGGGUGACCAGCCGGUGGAUGCUCCAGCAGUUGAGUCUGCCAGCACGACUCCUCCGCCGUCUCCGCCCAAGACUGCCAAUCCCAUGUUCGAGUUGCGUGAGAAGGACCUCACGUUUCACGACCAUGGUGCUGAGUCGGAGUCGGAUGACGAGUCGCCCGCGAGACCAGUCAAAUUUACCUCAGCUUUCAGUACCUUGCCGGCCACUCCGAACGCGGCCUCUGCGGGGACUCCGAACACAAUGCGAUCGACUCGUCGACGCACUUUGCAGAAACUGAAUUCGGAGAGCAAGUUUGGUUUCACGCCGCUCGCUGAGCAGCUCAGCGGCUGGACUGCCGGCCCAAGCCCUCUCAAAAACGCUCUGCAUGUCGCCUCACCUACCACCACGCCCACGGUGACGGCCGGUGAAGAACAGACUCCGAUUGUGAAACACCAGCCAGCUGCGACUCCAGAGCCACCGCAGAAUACAUUCUUCGAGGACCAGAUGCACGCGGCGAUAGAUGCUAUGGAGGUUGAAGAGGAAGCAAGCACGGACUUGGAGGACAAUGAUUCCCCCAUCCUAGAGGAUGUGCCGUUUACCGAGGAAGACCUAGCCCUCGCGGCUGAGGCACAGGAAAUGUCGCUGAUGGAGCGAGAACACGAGGAUUCUUGGACCCAGGGCCAGGAUGAUACUCUCUCCGAGCCCAGCCAAGAGUACGGCGAUGAGAACGCAAUGCCCGUCGAGCCCGCUCUUCCGGGCGGCCAUGUUGCUCGCGCUUCGGCAGUCCCGCCCGUCACCCCUCAGCGCGCUAUCCACCGCGAAUUCCACACCGUCGCCAAAGUCCCGGUCAAGCCCGCGGAUGAGUCCACUCCUCGACCUAGGAUCGAGACGCGCAGCUACAGCGCCUCGAAGCUCUCCGCGAAGAAACCGACCGAACAGCUGACUAGGAACGCCACGGUCAUCUCGUAUUCGCCGAGCAAGGGCGCCGAUGCCGACUCAGUCGAGGAACAGCCCGAGGAGCGCGCCGGGUCUGUUCCGCCCGAGACCCCGCAGAAGUCGGACAUCUGGUCCACGAUCGGCACCCCCGCGCGAACACCCCGGCGUGACCUCAACCCGGCAUUGCUCCGCGGUGCGGUAGUGUUCGUAGACGUUCAUACCAGCGAGGGUGCCGACGCCAGCGGCAUCUUUGUCGAGCUGCUGACUCAGAUGGGCGCACGCUGUGUCAAGACCUGGUCAUGGAACCCUAACCACUCGUCCGAGCAAGGCGGUGAUUUGAGGGUUGGGAUCACCCAUGUCGUCUACAAGGAUGGUGGGAAACGCACCCUCGAGAAGGUGCGCGAGAGCGGUGGGUUGGUGCAAUGUGUCGGAGUCAGCUGGGUUUUAGACUGCGAGCGAGAGAACCAGUGGCUGGACGAAGCUCCUUAUUACAUCGACACCGCAGUUGUGCCGCGUGGUGGCGCUCGCCGCCGCAAGAGCAUGGAGCCGCGCGCUAUUGCGAAUCUCAACGGCAUGCUCGUGCCGUCCCCGGUGGGCAACAGCUCCCGCGGUUGCAAGACUGCGCCCAGCACGCCCAACAACAGCCGCCGGGCGAGUGCUCUCUGGAUCCGCAGCCCAGAGAAGUCCAACGAGGAAGAUGCUGAGCACGACGCUCUUCACAAUGACGACAGCGAUGCGGAUGGGCUCGCCGAUCUCGACUGGCAAGCCCCCUUGACGCCUGUUCCCAAGACCCCGGCACCGGAGGCCAUCGCGCGCUACGUAGCCAACAUCAGCCCGGGCUCGGCGACGCCCUCGAGCGUGGCCAGCGACGACAGCGACGACCCGCUGACGCGCGAGGACGAUGCUCACCGCCGCGAGGAGACGCUCCUGCGCACCUGCCCGCCCAAGCGCACCGCCUUUGUGGAACUGGGCGAGGGCAUCCUAAGCAAGGAGAAGGAUGAGCGGGUCCUCAUGAGGCUGAUGGCCGCUCGCCGGAAGAGCUUGCAGUUUGCGCCUAAGGUGGGGAGCCCGUUGGCUAAGACGUGGAAGGCGCUCAAUUGAUUAAAACAGGCCGGGUCAAAUUCUGGCCUUUGAUGUACUCGAGUUAUUCAUUUGUAAUUGUUGUGUUGUGUUGGAGAGGUCUGUUUUCUUUUUUCUUUGUGGGGGAGGGAAGGAGUGUAUGGGUAAAAAGAUUCUUUAAGAUCCUGAAUGUUGGCUGCCCAGAAGCCAUGUUGAUCGCUCGUUUAUCAUAGACUGGAAAUGCUCACCCGCCUCCAUGGCGGAUGGCAUGGGUUGGGAGCAUGGGAGGGCGUCUGGUUUUGGCAGGUUAUUUGUGUUUAACAGCUUAUUAGAUAUGCAUUUAUGGAUGUUUGCCACCCU
Chaetomium strumarium is the source of this 4255-nucleotide messenger RNA. RefSeq lists its product as uncharacterized. The transcript has 2 exons. Bases 311 to 3937 code for a protein of 1208 amino acids. The record is from RefSeq and is a predicted model, not a curated record. Gene Ontology annotation, biological process: mitotic cell cycle. Gene Ontology annotation, molecular function: DNA binding. NCBI's taxonomy places the organism in Eukaryota, Fungi, Ascomycota, Sordariomycetes, Sordariales, Chaetomiaceae.